Messenger RNA from Eurytemora carolleeae, 2041 nucleotides. RefSeq lists its product as uncharacterized. The coding region runs from base 19 to 1269 and encodes 416 amino acids. The transcript has 7 exons. Lineage: Eukaryota; Metazoa; Arthropoda; Copepoda; Calanoida; Temoridae. The record is from RefSeq and is a predicted model, not a curated record.
UAAAUACUGGAUUUGAAUAUGGAGAAAGCAAGUAAAGCACUGAGACGGAGCGGGGUGAGAAUUAAAUCUAUCGGAAGUGGACACAGUGAACUGCAGAUGGUUAUUUCUCAGCUCAAGGAUGUCAGAGUUGCAUCGAAAGGGUUUGCUACAGCUCAGAGUGCAGCUAUGCAAGAUCUGGUGAAAUGGUCUCUCAAGGAUGAAAACAGAGCAAUUCAGGACGCUCUUACACAAGUUGGAGAACUGUUCUCUAUAUGGACUGAGGUUCAACGAGAAUUCAACGACCAUAUGAAGGAGUUUCGUUAUCAGUUUGAGAUGAUACUGGAAGGUGCCCGGCAGCUAGACGUGGCCCGGUCAACUCUCCUUGGGGCAGAACAGAAGGAAACUAGGAUUAAAAAAGAACUGAAGAAAGCUGCCAAAAAAGCAACAGCAGAGGAGAUCAGAGAAAUGUCGGGAAGAUUAACGGAGGCGGAACGUGAGAAGGAUAUUGCUCAGCUGGAGGUGGUGGACAGGGUCAGGGAACACGAGGUCGUCAAGCUCAUCAGGAUUAAGGAGGGCGUCUUUAAGGUGUCAGAGGCGUACAUUGAUUACGCGCAGAAGUGUGAAGUAAUCUUUGGAGCCCAGCGAGAUAUAGCUCUCCAACUACCUGAUGUUACAGAUAGAGAUAUCCAGGAUAUCAAGUAUACAGGCUCCGGAGCAACUAUGCAGGCGGUAGCUAAGGCUAAAGAUAAGAUAAAACGGUUCCGUCGAGCCCGGAGUUCCACCUCGGUUCCAACUGUAGGGACUGUUGAUGAUCUGCCCCCGCCGUAUUCUGAAAACCCGCCGGUCAACCCGUUUUACAACGAGUAUUUGCACAGUGUAGACGGAGGGAAUGUCUCCUUGAACUCUAGUAGGCGAGGAGACGAGUCUCCAGGAGAUGGUAGACCUCUAGUAGGAUCUCCUCUACAUCCUCAUCAAUAUCCUUUUAACCAACCAUAUUCACCUCUAGGACAUCCUCCGCUCUAUCCCCUGCAUCUUGAUCAAAGAACACCAACCUAUCAGGAAAGUAGCCCGCCCUAUCAGGUGCAGGACCAGUUUAGUCACGUGACCCGGCGCACCCCGCAGCAGCAGGUCGACCCACUCAACUACGUGACCCGGCGCACUCCGCAGCAGGAUCAGUUUAGUCACGUGACGCGCCGUUCCCCACUGAUGCGACGCAACAGUUACUUCUCCGAUGCCGAGGAUGUUACAGAGGCCAUCUCUAGUAUCAACCUCAGCCUCAAUAAGAGAUAAAAAUUUGUUGAUCUUAGAUUGUCAAAUCCGAUGGGGAAAUGUCUUUCCAUAAAAUACACUUGAAAUGAAUUUUAAAAAAUUUAGAUUCCGAGAAAAAUGAUUUUAUAAAAGAUAGUUUAUUUACUAGUCAAUGUUUUAUACAACGCAACCGUCAAGCUUUUUCAUUCCUUCCAUUUUAUAACUACGCCUUUAUCCCUGCGUUUUUAUAGCUUUAAAUAUGUCUUGCUAAAACUCUGAUAGAAACACAACAGUAGACACACAUAUUUCAUUAUAUGUGGAUAAUAUGCUUCACCCCUUCCCUCCUAGUCCUCAAGAAUAAAUUUUUAAUAAAAAAUUUUGUCGAAAAAGAAAUUUAAACAAAAAUAAAUCUUUUUCCGAUUUGGAAAUUCUCAAUACUCUCAACCUAACUUUAAAAAGAAUAUUUUUGUUUAUUUUAACAUUUUGCUACAAAACGACAGCAAUAUUAUUUCCUAAAACAUAUCUACAAAAGAGUGAAAAUACGAUAUUUAAGAUGCAUCACUUUUUAUAAGCUUUCAAUUGUCAUUGUAUCCUGUUAAGUGUUUUAUAUACGUGUAUUAAAACGGAAGAUUAUUAUUGCUUUACUCAUGACUAUAGUUCUGAUCAUGAUAACGCUUUGUAAAUAUGUCAAUGUACUGUUUUUGUGUUUUAUUUUGUUUACAUCUGGCUGAGAAUCAAUGUUGUGAAAUUAUAUAUACAAUAAAUGAAUUUUUGUUACUAAUAAAAAACCCAUUCUAUUUGAAUUGAUUUCAGA